AGCCGAAGCUAUUGUUUGUCGGACUCGACCGUAAUUCUUCCAAGUUAGAGCUUCAACUCAACUCUUGUUCUUCGUUCUUCAAGGACACGUGUCUUCGCUGAUGACGUCAGUCGUGUUCUUCGUCGUCGUCGUCGAUCAUCGGCAUACUUGUUCCUCGUCAUAAUCGUCCAAUCUUCGUAGUCGUCGUGGUUUGUCGAUCUCUUCUGUUUUCGAACUCCGCAUUUACCCGAUUGAAGGUUUGAUCAAGCAAUCGAUAAACUUUCCAAGAUUUUCGGUAACAUAAUUUAAAGGCCUAUUUCCAGAUCAAUCUCUUCCCAUAAACUUGGGACAGUCAAUGAUGAUUAUACUCCUUCUCUAUAUGAAAUGAUUUAUUGAAUAUCUGUUUGCAAUUAUACUUAUGUUCUCAACGAUUCAAUGUAAACGACUUAUUAUAUUUUGUGACAUUAAAUUGAUCACUUCAUUUAUAUCUUGAAUAUCCUUUGGUCUUUUAUUCAGGGUGGUUAAGUAGCCUGUAGAUUAAUAAGUUAAUUAGAGCAGUUUCGCUCGUGACAUUUGGGGGCUUGUCCGGGAGAUACUUAGCUGUAAAAUUCCUAAUUAAAGUCAAGGAUUAUUCAUGUUGAAGGGAGGUACUUAGCUGUAAAAUUCCUAGUUAAAGUCAAGGAUUACUCAUGUUGAAGGGAAAUAGUUAACUGUAAUAUUCCUAUAAAUUUUCAAGGCUUAUUGAUGUUGGAAUUAGCGAGUGUAACAUGUAUGUUCAUGAGAUGUGUUUAUUUGUUUUGCCCUUCUGAUUAGGUAUUUCAGAUCAGUGACAUUUGUGACGGUUCGAGGAGACGGGAACUCUCGCACUGUGGUUGCAAGCUUCUGGCACAAGCAAGUGACAUUGGGAUAUUGGUAAGAGAAGGCAAAUUCUAAACAAAGAGUCUGUUAACCUAACAUAUCUAUUUCUAACAGUUUAGGAUCAACCAUGGAUUCAAAUUUGUUUGAGUUUGGGAGAGAGUUAGGGUUUACAGGUCAAGACCUUUUGUCAUUUGUAGAACAGAGAGAAAAAAUAGCUCGAGAUGAGCGACAUGCAGCUAGGGAAGAUAGGCAACAACAGCUAGAGUUACAAAAACAAGAGGGAAUGUUAUUAGAUAAGAAACUUGAAUUAGCUCGUAUCCAGAGUAGUUCCGAAGUAGGAAGUAGUGACGGUGACCGUCGUUCUUUGGCCCCUUCCCCUAAACUCCCUCCUUUCACGGAAGGAAAGGAUAGUAUGGAUGCGUAUCUUAAUAGAUUUGAACGCUAUGCUGAAAAUCAGGGUUGGCCGCAGACUAGCUGGGCCAUAAGUCUUAGUGCUUUACUUCGUGGUAAGUCAUUAGAUGUGUACUCAAGGUUGUCAGCUGAUCAGGCAAAAGAUUAUGCAACACUGAAGGAUGCUUUAUUGAAGAGAUUUGAACUCACGACAGAUGAUUUCCGUAAGAAGUUCAGAUUUUCUAAUCCCGAAGUAGGAGAGACUCCUAGUCAGUUUGUUGUAAGGUUGUCCCAUUAUUUAGAUAAGUGGAUAGAAUUGUCUGAAGCUCAGCGCUCAUAUGAUGGUAUUGUACAAUUACUUCUAAUGCAGCAAGUCUUAGAGAAAGGAGGUCAAGCACUAGCGUUAUUUCUAAAAGAAAGAAAACCAAAAUCUGCAGAUGAGAUGGCAGGUCUGGCAGAUACAUUUGUUGAGGCACAUGGGGGUCAUUUUGGAGUACCUAAAAAGAAUUCCCCCUUGAACCAUAAGAGUAAACCUAAGGGUAAUACUACGGUAUCCAAUGCGCCAAUUGCUGAGAACAAGACUAAGGGUGAACAAUCAGGCCAUCGUAGGAAGGGUCCAUGCUUUGUUUGCAACAAAAUGGGUCAUUUUGCGCAAGAUUGUAAUGUUAGACUCCAAGGCGCGAGUUUAGUUAGUUCUCCGAAGCCACCAAUAGGUAAGCGUAGGAACCAAAAGAAUCAGUUAAGAGAAACUCAAGAUUUAGUAGGGAAACAGACAUCAGGUAGUUGUCCCACUUGUAGUUCUUCUGGGUCUCAGGAAACUCAGAUCACUGAUAGUGUAGAGUUAGGAGAGUUCUUAGUGUCUUCUGCUGAGUAUAUUGAAUCUCCUUCUAAAGAAAUUCUAGAGAUAGAAAGGCAUAGGGAAGUCACUAGUAUGUGUGCUAGUUGUAAGCGUCGUUGGCAUGAUAAGCUUCCAGUUAGGAAUGGGAAACUUGAAUCACAUGAUGUGAGCGUCCUUAGGGAUACAGGUUGUUCAGGUGUAAUCGUGAAGAAGUCACUGGUAUUGCCAGAACAGUUUACUGGUCAGUCUAAGUGGUGUGUCUUAAUUGACCAAACAAUUAGGAAGUUCCCAAUAGCUAGGGUCAACAUUGAUUCUCCUUGGUUUGUUGGCAAGGUAGAAGCUUUGUGCGUAGAGACGCCUGUAUUUGACGUAGUUCUUGGUGAAAUUGACAAUGUGAGACCAGCGAAGGAUCCGAUUCCAGAUUGGAAACCUGGUCAACCAUGCAAGUCGCAUGACCAUGUGAACAUGGCAGUUCAGACUCGAGCUCAGGUUCGUGAAGCUCAGCGGCCACGGCCGACUUUGAAGGUUCCGUCAGCCAUACCUGAUGUUUCUUCAGAAGACAUCAAAGAGGCUCAGAUGGCUGACCCAACGCUAAAGAAAGCGAUGGAGUAUGCCAGUUUGAAUAGUAGAGAUCGUAAAGAUAGUGAAAUUUCAGGACAUAGUUCAUAUUUUGUCUUUGAUGGUGGAUUGUUACACAGGGUUUUUCAACCAAAGUCUGUGCUUAGUGGUAAUGAAGUUAGGCAGUUAGUUGUUCCUAAACCUUAUAGGCAAGCUGUGUUGAAGUUAGCUCAUGAGAGUAUAAUGGGGGGUCACCAAGGUGUAAAGAAAGUAACUGAUAAGGUUUUAGCUAAUUUCUAUUGGCCUGGAGUCCAAGCAGAUAUUACUCGGUAUUGUAGGUCUUGCGAUAUCUGUCAGCGAACAGUCCCCAAGGGCAGAAUUUCUAAGGUCCCUCUAGGCAAGAUGCCUGUGAUAGAUGUUCCUUUUCUUAGAGUAGCUGUCGAUUUGGUAGGCCCAAUUAAACCAGUAACUGCUAGAAAGAACAUGUAUAUUCUCACGAUAGUAGAUUAUGCAACCCGCUAUCCUGAGGCGGUUGCGUUGGCAAACAUUGAGACUAGUACAGUAGCUGAAGCUAUGGUAGAGGUCUUUUGUAGAGUUGGGGUUCCCCAAGAGAUUCUAUCGGAUCGUGGUACCCAAUUUACCUCGGAGAUGAUGCGAGAUGUAGGGAGGUUAUUGUCGAUUCGACAAUUAACAACCACACCCUACCACCCCGCUUGUAACGGGUUAGUUGAGAGGUUUAAUCAAACACUUAAGCAGAUCUUGAAGAGAGUAUGUGCAGACCGUCCAAGUGAUUGGGACCGGUAUUUGGCUCCUGUUCUGUUUGCGUACAGAUCAGCCCCCAGGCUUCACUUGGCUUCUCGCCUUUCGAACUCUUAUAUGGUAGACAGGUUCGAGGUCCUCUUGAGAUACUUAAGGAACUUUGGAGUGGUCAGGCAAAUGAUUCUGAAUUGA
Lytechinus variegatus (green sea urchin) is the source of this 3574-nucleotide messenger RNA. RefSeq lists its product as uncharacterized. Gene Ontology annotation, biological process: DNA integration. Gene Ontology annotation, molecular function: zinc ion binding; nucleic acid binding. The transcript has a single exon. The record is from RefSeq and is a predicted model, not a curated record. The coding region runs from base 965 to 3574 and encodes 869 amino acids. Lineage: Eukaryota; Metazoa; Echinodermata; Echinoidea; Temnopleuroida; Toxopneustidae.